AUGUCGACGGAUGCAAACGCGUCGAGGAGAAGUUUACCGGUUGCGCAGAUUAUAGAGCAGAACGCGGAGGAAGACUUGGCGAAUUUGUUUGCGCCGAUGGCGCCAAAAUCGAAAAAGACGAAAGCGAAGAAGAAAUUUUUAAGUAGCGGUCUUGGGGGGAAGGUUUCUUUGGCGAUGAAGGAGGAGGAGGUGAUAAGAGGAAUAGCGGCGACGACGAGUUCGUCGUCGUCGAAGAAAUCGAGCGCUCAGAUGCAAAGUCAGACGAAAAAAUCAGAGUACCAAGCGUUCGUGGACUAUUACUCCAUGGAGUACCAAGAGUACGAACAGAUGCCGGAUAAAGCGUUCGAGAAGUUGCGGAGGAACUUGUCGUUGGAACAGAAACAUCGGCCGAUGUUGACGUAUAUGGUUUCCCUUGGGUUUAAAGAAAAGGAUUUGGAAAAGUUGAUGUUACAAAGCGAAGAACAACUGUUCUCGAAACCAGUCUCGAAGAUUAUCUCUCGCGUGGAAUACUUGAAGUCAGAAUUAGGUUUAGAAGGGACGAGUUUAGUGAAGAUUGUGAGCAAAGACCCGCAGAUUUUGUUGCAAAGAAAUAGGCAUUCAAUCCCGAGGUGCAGAUAUUUAACGCAUUUGGGUUUGGAUACGCAGGAGUUGGCAUCGGUGCUUUCCAAGCAGCCUUCGAUUUUACACUUAUCCGUGCAAAACUCUCUGAAACCGAGAGUGGAUUAUUUCAGGCACGAGUUAGGGAUCGCGUCCGAAGAUUUGGCGAAAGUCAUCACGAGAAACCCGGCGGUGUUGACGUUCUCGGUGGAGGAUCAAAUCGCACCGAGAGUGGAAUUCUUGAAGGAUUUGGGGAUAUCGCACGAAAACGUCGCCAAGUUGAUUCUUCGCCACCCGCAAACGUUGCAAUAUUCCUUCGAUGGGAUUAAAGAGCACGUAAAUUUUCUCGCGAAAGAUUGUAAAAUGAACGACGAAGAAGUAGCGAAAACGAUUAGUCGCUUGAACACGUUCUUCUCGUUGUCUUUGGAAGAUAACUUGCGACCAAAGUACGAGUACUUAAUUGACGAGCUUGGCGGCACGAAACAAACGGCAAUUUCGUUUCCGGCGUAUUGGUCCUUGGCGCUCGAUACGCGCAUUAAGCCAAGACACCGAUUCAUGGAAGAAUACAACGCCGCGCCAGACCCCUUUCCAAUGAAGCUUUUAGCCGAAAAGGAUGAAGUCUUCGUGAAGAGAGUUCGUGGCGCCAACUUGGACGCGUUUGAAGCGUUCAAGAAGGACAACGUCGAAAGUUACAUCGCCGAGACGCAAAAAAAGAAGCUUUUGCGCUCAAAAGUCGACCACUUGCGAGGAGCGGCAGAAGAAGCGCAAUCGUGCGUCUGGCCGAAUCCGGCAAUGGUGCCACCGAAACGUGUUUUGAGCGAACGCGCCAUGCGCUCGAGAGACUCGUUUCGAAACAUGCGUUCGGGGACGCAACAUCGCGGUCCGCGAUGA
Messenger RNA from Bathycoccus prasinos, 1488 nucleotides. RefSeq lists its product with no specific name. Bases 1 to 1488 code for a protein of 495 amino acids. NCBI's taxonomy places the organism in Eukaryota, Viridiplantae, Chlorophyta, Mamiellophyceae, Mamiellales, Bathycoccaceae. Gene Ontology annotation, biological process: regulation of DNA-templated transcription. The record is from RefSeq and is a predicted model, not a curated record. The transcript has a single exon. Gene Ontology annotation, molecular function: double-stranded DNA binding.